Perognathus longimembris pacificus (Pacific pocket mouse) is the source of this 2708-nucleotide messenger RNA. It is a transcript of the gene Znf3, whose product is annotated as zinc finger protein 3. The record is from RefSeq and is a predicted model, not a curated record. NCBI's taxonomy places the organism in Eukaryota, Metazoa, Chordata, Mammalia, Rodentia, Heteromyidae. Gene Ontology annotation, molecular function: DNA-binding transcription factor activity, RNA polymerase II-specific; RNA polymerase II cis-regulatory region sequence-specific DNA binding. Gene Ontology annotation, biological process: regulation of transcription by RNA polymerase II; central nervous system development. The coding region runs from base 641 to 1726 and encodes 361 amino acids. Gene Ontology annotation, cellular component: nucleus. The transcript is spliced from 6 exons.
GGUGGACCAGGCGGUGCACGGGACGACCCGGACGCGAAAGGGGUGGGAGCUUCCGUUCUUUGUUCUGCCCCCUGUGUGGUUCCGCGGCGGGGUCCAGUAGGGCCUGAUCCCAGCCCAGGCAUUGGCAUUAACUGAAGAUAGAAGUGCCAGGAAUUGAACAGAAACUGCCAGAUUCUACUCUGGCCUUCUGGGGACCGACUCCAAAGAAGGAAGGAAAGGGUCCACCAGUGCUUCCUCACUCUCUGAGCCUGCUUCCUGCUGAGUCUGCAGAUAGGAGACUAACCGAGCGCCCAGCCCGACCCAUGGAAACUCAGGCUGACCAUGUACCUCAGGAACCUCAGGCUUUGCUGGAGAGUGGUGAGAAUAGGGGGUCAUUCUUUAAACAACUUUCUAAAGAAAAACUUGUGAGAACUCUGGAUCCUUCUGCCUCAGCCUCCCAAGUGCUGGGAUUACAGCUCUUCCUUCCUCCAAAGUUCCUGCCUUUCCUGACAAGGACAGCCUUGGGGACAAAGUGUUGGCAGCUGCACUCCUGAAAGCCAAGUCUCAGGAAUUGGUGACAUUUGAGGAUGUGGCUGUGUACUUCAUCCGGGAGGAGUGGAAGCGAUUGGAGCCUGCGCAGAGGAGUCUGUACAGAGAUGUGAUGCUGGAGAAUUACAGGAACGUGUUCUCACUGGAUGGUGAAUCAAGAACUGAAAGUGAUGAAGGAAUUUCCGAAGCUGCAGGAUCCCCUGGAAUGCUAUUGGGGAGGUUCCAGAAGGAUAUUGCUCAGGGUUUUAAGUUUGAAGAAGCUUAUGGACAAGAACUCAGUCUCAAGAGGCAGCUAGGGAACCCGACUGGUGAGAGACUGAGCAGGACAAUGCAGGAGUUGGGUCAAGUGCCAGGUGUGGAAAAGCUGGUCCCCGCAGCGGGGAGAAGCGAGAAGUACCGCGAGUUCCGGAGCAGCCUCCUCUCUCAGCAGCGACUUCCUGCGGGGGACAGACCCCAUAAGUGUGACGAAUGUAGCAAGAGCUUUAACCGAACUUCGGACCUCAUCCAGCACCAGCGGAUCCACACUGGGGAGAAGCCGUACGAGUGCAGUGAGUGUGGCAAGGCCUUCAGCCAGAGCUCGCACCUCAUCCAGCACCAGCGCAUCCACACGGGCGAGAAGCCCUACGAGUGCCAGGACUGCGGGAAGAGCUUCAGCUGCAGCUCCGCCCUCAUCCUGCACCGGAGGAUCCACACCGGUGAGAAGCCGUAUGAGUGCCACGAGUGUGGCAAGACCUUCAGCUGGAGCUCGACGCUCACCCACCACCAGCGCAUCCACACCGGCGAGAAGCCCUACGCCUGCAAUGAGUGUGGGAAAGCCUUCAGCAGGAGCUCCACGCUCAUCCACCACCAGAGAAUCCACACUGGAGAGAAACCCUAUGAAUGUAAUGAGUGCGGCAAGGCCUUCAGCCAGAGCUCGCACCUCUACCAGCACCAACGCAUCCACACUGGAGAGAAGCCGUACGAAUGUAUGGAGUGCGGGGGGAAGUUCACCUACAGCUCAGGCCUUAUUCAGCAUCAGAGAAUCCACACUGGGGAGAAUCCCUACGAAUGUAGUGAGUGUGGGAAAGCCUUCAGGUAUAGCUCGGCACUUGUCCGACACCAGAGGAUCCACACUGGAGAGAAACCUCUGAAUGGAAUGAGUCUGAGAAAAAGUUCUCUCGGGGUUCCUGCUGAAUUAAGUGGCCAAGUGUCUACGUGAAAGAAAGCCACAUGCCUGACUGCCUCACUGCCCGGGUGGCAAAGGUGCUGGCUUUAUAAACAACUUAGGCAUGCCCUUCCACCUCACACCUUUCACUUCAGAGAAUGAAUGGGUGGAUUGGGGAAGUCCUGGCACACUGAUUGGCAGACAAUGCCAGCCUUGGAAGGUUGUGACAACAGAUUAAGGGCUGGAGGUGGAAGGAGGCUUUGGGGACCCCUUUUUGGAAGGGUGUUUGCACUAAAACAUUGUUCUCACAUCACAGAAGCCUUCUUUCCCAAGGUAGGGAUGCAGGCGUACUAGAAAAGAGAUGUCAAAGAAUUUACUCGUCAGUAGAGUGAGCACAAAAGGCAGUGGAAAGAAUGUUCUGGGUCCUGAUUGCUUGGAGGAGGACAGAGGCUGGAUCUUAAAGCCAUUGUCCCCAUCCAGCCUCAAGAUUUGGCAAGGAACAUGCUGUUUUGUUUUCUGUUUUGGCAAAUAGUACAAACUUGGUGCUGAGGAAUUUAAUUUAUUGAAAAAAACCAAAAAGAUUGCUGUAUUGUAUCUUUAAGUGCUCUUGGAGCAGGAAGACCCCAUUUCCGAGGGCAGUCCUAGGCCCUCCUGUUGUGGAACCGACUAGGCAGUCCAUCUGCAGCAAAUAACCUGAGGGGGGUCAGGAGCCUUAGCUUUGGCCUUCCUUCUGUCCUUCCCUCCUGGGGUGAAAAGUGAUUCAGUGGUAACCUCUCCUUGCUAAGGAUGCCCACUCAGCUAGCAUGCCCCAUUCUGUCCCUUCUAACACCUAGCUGUAGCUCAACCUCUUCUGACCUCACCCACCUAGGAUGAAUGUAAAUAGAGCAAGUCCCAGAGAAGGCAGGCACCUGGGGUGGGGCUCUUCGAGGGUUAGGGUGGUGCCUCUGGAGUGUCACUGCCACCUGCCACCUUGUUUUCCACCUGCUCCUGCUGUAGCGUGAAUGAAGUGCACUAUUAAAAUGAUAGUUUUUCAGAA